AUGCAAAAUCAAAGACGUUCACGAUCAAUAGGCGAUUUAAAUAAAAUAUAUCGAUAUAAUGAACGAAUUUCUCGUUCUCGAAAACGUAUUCUGUCCAUGAUCUACAAUGAACAGGAUAGAGGUACAACGAUCAGCAAGAAUCAAAGCAUUCGAAUCGAGAAUCUACGAGUGCGAAUGAGUAGAAUGACACUGAGACGACAUAAUGAAAUUAUGAGAGUUUAUUCAAAUUUGACCCUAAAUAGGCACAUCCCACGAACGCCUAAACGUCGACAACGGCCAGUGACAGCUCCUCAACUACGAUCAUCAUCACGAAAUCGAUCAGGCACACCAGCUUCACCAUUAUUAUUACGGAAACCGAAACCAUCUCCUCGACCUCCAUCUCCUCGUCUACCUGUCAAAGUCACCAAUAUUGUCAUCAAAGAUGAUGAAGCCAUCAUUGAGAUGCAACCCACAUCACAUGAACCUGAUCAUGACAAGAAAGAUGAAAUCGAAGAGGACGAUAUCAUCUAUCCAGAAGGUAUUGAUGAUUAUCGUCCUUACAUAAUUAUCGCUCGUUAUCGACGUGCUGUGCAAAAAUCAACUAGCAUUGAACGAAAAAAAGUGAACUUUCGUCAUGAACCUCUACAUGUUGGUGAAAAAGAAACAGAAACACUUAUACUCGGUCUAGACAGUUUGGCAGAAGAACAUGGUUGUGAACUAAUAUUUACUGAUGAUGAUCAUCAAUUUGACAAUAGUAUCUAUCGUGCAGCAUGUGGUGUAGUCGAUUUAGGUAGUAUUCAUCUAUUGGCUACAGAUUCUUUAUUGACAGCUAAUUUCGAGUUCGAAAUUGAUCUGGACUAUGAUAAGGAUAUUGUUCGAUCAAAAGAAAAGAUCGAAGAGUUUGUUAUGGAUUUUUGUAAAUCGAUCUCGACAGUGUUGUCAUGUGAUACAAACAAUAUUCGUAUAUUUUCAAUCAAUCGAAUGGAUAAAGAAACAAGAGAAUGUAAAGUGAAGUUUGGCUUGACAUCACCAGAGCCGAAAAGAACUGAACAACUUGCUCAAGAUUUACAGACUUAUGCUCGUUCUGGCUUUUCAAGCGACAAAGUUCUUCGACAUGUUAUACCAGGAGAAUAUGAAUAUACAUGGAAACCAGCACUCAAAUUCUUGAAGUUACAACCAAGUGAUCUCGCACCAGAACACAAUUUCGACUACAGAGAACCUGGUGUAAUAAAAGAAGACACACGUGGAGGUUAUCCUUAUUACUUGCCAAUUGGUUGGUAUCGUCAUGCUCUUCGAGUCCUCGAUAAAUAUGAAAAAGAUCCCACGUGGAUUGGUUGUAUAAAUGCAAAAGGUGAAUGGGCUGUUGCUUAUCAUGGAACGAAUGCUAAUGCAGUGACUGGCAUUGUAAAACAUGGCCUACUAAUCAGUGCUGUCAAGCGUGAUGUGAUGCUCGACGAAGCCAUUGAACAAGGAGGAGAAGACGCCGAUCAUCCUGGAGUGUAUGUGGCAACGCAUUGUGAAGGCGGGGCAUAUCCUCAAUAUACUGUGCCAUUCACUGUGACAGUAUCUCCAUCCAAAUCCGAACGAUUUAAUUUGGUAUUUCAAUGUCGUGUGAAACCUGAGAAGUUCACUAUUCACGAAGCUCCUGUUACAGAAGUCUAUUAUUAUGAUAAUGAGUUGCGUCAUUAUUCUCUUUUCUUCUCAAUUGUACCUCAACUUUUCUAUCCUUCUAUUUCAAUUGCUGAUAAAAUUUUAUUGUUCAUUGAUUGUUCAUCAUUUAUUCGUUCAAUUGCCUCCUUUGAAUUUGAUCAUGAUUGUAGUAUAUCAGUACCACCUAGUAAUCAAGGACUGUUCUUUGCACAAUAA
Rotaria sordida is the source of this 1845-nucleotide messenger RNA. Lineage: Eukaryota; Metazoa; Rotifera; Eurotatoria; Philodinida; Philodinidae. The record is from the annotation of a GenBank genome assembly.